This is a messenger RNA of Melampsora larici-populina 98AG31, 297 nucleotides long. RefSeq lists its product as uncharacterized. NCBI's taxonomy places the organism in Eukaryota, Fungi, Basidiomycota, Pucciniomycetes, Pucciniales, Melampsoraceae. The coding region runs from base 1 to 297 and encodes 98 amino acids. The record is from RefSeq and is a predicted model, not a curated record. The transcript is spliced from 2 exons.
AUGCAUACCGCUGCGAAUGAUACAAGGACGGCUUCGACUUGGCGCGGAUGUGACAAUACAGGACUACUGGGCAUGGUGUGUCGACAUGACCAUGCCCUAGCUUUCAUUAAUAUUGAGAAGAGCGGAGAAAAGGCACACUUUGCUCAUACAAUGGUGGACUGGCUACUUGACAGAGCAAAAGAGCCAGAUGACGAGCGACCGAGAAAGUGUGCGUUUCUCUACGACAUUGGCUGUAACCUCGAGAAGGGUAUCAAAAAGGUAUCUCUUAGAAUCAUGACGAUUCAUGAUACAAGCUGA